UGCGAUAGAAUAAAGGCAGUCCAAAGUAAACUCCAACUCGGACUCGGUCAAUUGUAGGGACAUGUUCCUUGGUGCCUCAGGCGCUAAGGCACCAAGAUAGCUUACACAGCCAUAUGUGGCUCAAGCACAGCUCCAACACCAGACAAACAGCCUGAGCUUCCACCUCCCAUCGUCAUCCUCCAUCCGCCUGCCAUCCCUCCCCUCUCCGAAGCUAUUUACUUUCACCUCCUGGCCGCUUCUCUCCAACGCUUGCUAUUGCAGACUUUAAAUCACGCUUAACCCUUCCUUGCAUUCCAUCAUACGCCAUGCCUGCCACGACGGCGGACACCCUUUCCCUUGUCACGCGGACCGUUACGGUCGCUCCAUUAGUACUCCUCUCUGUCGCAGAUCACUACGGACGCUCGGCCAAGGGGACCCGGAAGCGUGUUGUCGGUGUGCUGCUAGGUGAACACAUUGGCCAGAAUGUCAGGGUAUCGAACAGUUUCGCCGUCCCUUUUGAGGAAGAUGAAAAGGAUCCGUCGGUGUGGUUCUUAGAUCACAACUUUGUCGAGUCAAUGCGAGACAUGUUCAAGAAGAUCAACGCAAGAGAGAAGUUGAUCGGAUGGUACCAUUCCGGCCCGAAGCUACGAGCCUCCGAUCUCGAGAUCAACGAACUGUUCAAACGAUACACACCGAAUCCGUUGCUAGUGAUUGUUGACGUGCAGCCAAAGGAGGUUGGCGUGCCCACUGACGCUUACUUUGCCGUUGAUGAGAUUAAAGAUGACGGUACCACUACAUCUCGGACAUUCGUGCAUACUCCAUCCACGAUUGAGGCGGAAGAGGCGGAAGAAAUUGGUGUCGAGCACCUGCUCCGAGACAUCAGAGACGUCGCCGUCGGGACACUCUCAACUCGUAUCACAUCGCAACUGCAGUCCCUCCAGGGCCUGCACCUUCGCCUACGCGAUAUCGGACAGUAUCUCCAGAAGGUUCUCGACCACGAACUACCAGUCAAUCACGCCAUUCUCGGCAACCUUCAGGAUGUCUUCAACCUCCUCCCAAACCUCUCCACGCCCACUGCCAGCUCCCGCGCCGGCGGAGAGCCAGAACCACCAACAGAUAAUACGGAGCUGGCUCGCGCCAUGAGCAUCAAGACAAAUGAUCAAUUAAUGGCUAUCUAUUUGAGCAGUCUGGUCCGUGCCGUCACCGCAUUCCACGACCUUAUCGAGAACAAGAUCCAGAACCGGCAACAGCAGGAGGAAAAUGACCAGAAGAGGGAACAGGAGGCCAACGCUGCCAAGGGUGAGAAGGAUGGCGCAAAGAAAGCAAAUGGGGCUGCGGCUGAGCAGAAGGAGGAUCAGGAGUCCAAGGACAAAACAAAGAAAAGGUAGAUAAGCUAAAUGCGAUA
Aspergillus calidoustus is the source of this 1384-nucleotide messenger RNA. NCBI's taxonomy places the organism in Eukaryota, Fungi, Ascomycota, Eurotiomycetes, Eurotiales, Aspergillaceae. The record is from the annotation of a GenBank genome assembly.